AUGGGGUUGACGGCGGCCGAGGAGUCGGCGCCCGUCGGUGAAGCUGGCGGCGGUGGCGGCAGGGGCGGCAGCUGCCGCGUGUGCGAUUGGGCGCGCGACCUUAUGGCAGCAGCAAGCAGGGCGGCCGCACCGCCUGGCAGGGGUGCAGGCUCAGCUGAAUCCGGCGACUCGCCGUCAACUAGAGGGACCCCGGCCCCGGCUGCGAACGGCACGUUGAUGGCGCCGCCCGACGCCAGCACACGGAGCGGCCCGCCUGCAGGGCCGACCAGCAGCGACGCGGCCGGCAUGAGGCGCGCAGACUGCCUGGGCUGCCGGAUUACAGGGCUCAUUGCGGGGCUGGGCAGCGCUGGGUACCUGUCUUCGCGCCUCCUGGAGGACCCGCCACCUCGUGGCGGGCACCGUGCGACGCUGCUCGCGUCAUCAGCACUGCUAGCUGGGCUGGGGCUGGCGCGGGGUUUUGGGUGGUACUAG
Molecule: messenger RNA, 471 nt
Organism: Monoraphidium neglectum
Lineage: Eukaryota; Viridiplantae; Chlorophyta; Chlorophyceae; Sphaeropleales; Selenastraceae
Exons: 1
Coding region: 1-471 (156 amino acids)
Source: RefSeq, a predicted model, not a curated record